AUGUCCACUGGAAAGAAGCCAACUCUGUACGCUGUAGAAGCGAUUCCCGCCGGCCGCCUAGUCGCCCUGGUGGCCCGAAUCGUUGGAGUCGAGCUGGACGUCAAGCCGAUCGACCUCUACGCAAAGGAGCAGCUGAAACCCGAGUUUAUCAAGAUCAACCCCUUUCACUGCAUUCCGACACUGGUAGACACUGACGGCUUCACACUGUGGGAGUCGGCGGCUAUUGCCUCUUACCUUAUUCAAAGCCGAACGCCAAACUCUGACCUUUAUCCGGCAAAGGACCUCAAAAAGCGCCUCACCAUUGAUCAGUUUCUGCUGUACAACACCGGCACACUGUACCGCUCUCUCACCGACGUCCACUACGCCGUCUUUCAGGGAACUGACCCUGUUCCCAAAGUGGAACGCCUCAAAGAGGUUCUAGAAACGGUGAACUCUUUUUUGGAAGGUCACAAAGGACAAAUGGUGGCAGGAGGUGAUAAGCUGACACUGGCAGACAUUGCCCUUUACGUCAACCUAAGCUACAUCGAGGUGAUCAAGUUCGAUAUUACUGAACUUGCAGCUCUGCAGAAGUACAGAGCCCAGGUUAAGGAGGCGCUGGCGCCGUACAACGUCAAUGGCUGGUGCGAGCAGCAGCAGGCGCUGCUGAUAAAGCUGCUUGCAGACUUUAAGGUAAAGUUUGCCGAGGAUCAGGCAAAGGCAAAGACGCAGUAA
This is a messenger RNA of Rhagoletis zephyria (snowberry fruit fly), 711 nucleotides long. The record is from RefSeq and is a predicted model, not a curated record. Lineage: Eukaryota; Metazoa; Arthropoda; Insecta; Diptera; Tephritidae.